Messenger RNA from Vigna angularis (adzuki bean), 3151 nucleotides. RefSeq lists its product as uncharacterized. Bases 30 to 2855 code for a protein of 941 amino acids. The transcript has a single exon. The record is from RefSeq and is a predicted model, not a curated record. Lineage: Eukaryota; Viridiplantae; Streptophyta; Magnoliopsida; Fabales; Fabaceae.
UUUUGUCUUCCCUGUUAGUGCCAGACCAGAUGCACUUUUCCUUGUUAUCAAAGUCUUCCUUUCUUCAUUCCCCAUCUCAGACACCCAACAAACUAUCAAACAAACACGUUCACACCACAGAGCAAAGGGGCACUCACUCUACUUUCCCAUCAAUGGCGGAUUCAACCCCUUACACCAAACCCCAUUUCCCACUUUCACGGAUCCAACCAAAACCCACCAACCAAGGUAAGUCCUGCUCAGGUUUCAUCUUCAAAGCUCUCUUCUUGGCUCUGUUUAUCAUCGUUCUCCCACUUUUUCCCUCUCAAGCCCCUGACUUUGUGAGCCAAACCAUACUCAACAAGUUCUGGGAGCUUCUCCACCUUCUCUUCAUUGGCAUUGCUGUGACUUAUGGUUUGUUUAGUAGAAGAAAUUCAGAACUUGACACACACGUAGAAAUAGAAACCACUCUUUCUUGUGCUGACGAUAAUGCCACUGCACCUAGUUAUGUGUCCAAAGUGUUUCCUGUUUCCACUAUUUUUGAUGAUGGGUAUGAAAAUGAAAAUGCUAAUGAAAAUCCAUGUGGGGUUGAUGAGAAGAGGAUGAUGCAUUGUUGGAAUCCUCAGUACUUUGAUGGGGGGGCUGGGGUUGUAAGCUCCAACGGGGGUGGUACUGUUGGUGUUUUUGAUGAACAGUACAAAACCCAUUUGCCAAUUUCUGAAGAUGGUUUUGGUUAUUCUUCUGUUGGAUGUGAUGGGAACGGAACCAAUGUAGUUCAAGCUUGGAAUUCUGAGUACUAUCAUAGUGAGCCAGUGGUGGUUGUGGCUCAACCAAACUACAACACUGGUGAGUGUGGUGAGGUUGUUGAUUAUAAACCUCUAGGGCUACCGAUUCGCAGUUUAAGAUCGGUUGCAAGAGAUGUAGAUAGUCCUAAAUAUGCCAAUGAAAGUGACUCCAGUUCAGGUUCAAGGGGCUCUUCAAGGGCCUCAGAUAAGAUCGGAGAUAAGGAAUUUGGGGAUCUGGGACCUUCCAAUUUGGAUAAACAAUUUAGUGAUACUACUGGUGGUGGUGGAUCAACUUCCCCAAUUCCAUGGCGUUCAAGGAAUAGAAGGAUGGAGAGAGAGAAGAUAUAUGGCAAUGUUACACGUCAUGCACAUUUUAGGCCUCUUUCGGUUGAUGAAACUAAAUUUGAAACACCAUCUUUCUCUUCCCACAAUAUGUAUUCUUCCUUGAAUUCGAUUUCAACAAAUAAUGUAAACGCUCAUGAGGAAGAAAUGAGGCAACUGGAAGCUUCCUAUGUGUCUGCCUCAGAAAAGAAGAAUUUUCAACAGGAAGAUGUCGGGCAAAUGAAAACUUCCUUUGUGUCUGUUUCAGAAAUUAUGAACUUCCUAGAUGAAGAUGUGGGUACAAUGAAGGCUUCCUACGGUCCUACUUCUGAAAAUACAAGUUUUCAGAAGAUAGAUUUGGCGAAGAAGAUUUUCCAUGGGUCUUCAUCAAAAAAUAGAAGGAUGGGAGUUAAAGGAAAAUAUGGUGCUGCAUCUUUUCCUUCACAUUUCAGGCCAAUGUCUGUUGAUGAAGAUCAAUUUGACUCACUUGGUUCAAAAUCUUUCCAGUGUGUGAGACCCUUCUCUUCCCACACAAGAAUUUAUUCUUCCUUGGAUUCAAUUUCAUCAGAAAUGGACUUCCAAGAGGAAGAUAUGGGGCAGAAGACUUCCCGUAUGCAUACUACAGAAAAUAUGAAUUUUGAGGAGGAAGACAUGGGACAAAAGAAGACCUCCUAUUUGCAAGCUUCAGAAAAUGUGAAUUUCCAAGUGGAAGAUAUGGAACAAAAGCAGACUUCCUACGUGCCUGCUUCAGAAAAUAUGAAUUUUCAAGAGGUGGAUUUUGGAAAGAAGAAUUUCCAGAUGUCUUCUAGAAAUGGCAUGUUGGAAUCUAAGGGAAAAUAUGUUGCUGAUUCCCGUCCUUCACAUUUAAGGCCAAUGUCGGUUGAUGAAACUCAACUUGAAUUGCUCAGCUCACGGUCUUUCCAGUCUAUGGGAUCUUUCUCAUCACAGUCAAGUUUAUCUUCUUCCCUGGAUUCUGUUUUAUCAGAGAAUAUGAACUUGGAGAAGGAAGAUUUAGGGGAAAAGAAGAGCUCACAUGAAUCUUCUUCUAGUUCACCAUCACCUCUGGUUAGAAGGAAUAGUGAAGCUUCAUUGCAAGCAUUUGAAGCACAAGGUUAUACCAAUGGUUCCUCACUCUCAGAUGACAUAAAGAACAGUUUGAAUGAUGACUUGAGAAGUUUAAAUGAGAUUGGAGGUGAGGAUCCCCCAAGCAAUAAAGAGUCCCGGAUUCAUGCUUUGCAAUCAGACACAGAAAAACCUGCAAGCCUAAUGAAAGCUCCAUCAAGGGGAAAAUCAGUUAGAACAAGAAGAAGCAGCGGACUGAUUUCAGGGACAAUGAGAAUAGGAGAAACAUCUAGCAAGCAAAGUGAUGAAAAGGUUGAAAAGAAUGUCAACAAUGUAGAGUCAGUAUUGAAAAGGGAUAAAAUGAAAAGUGUAGAAUCAGAUCUUCCAUUGAAAGGAGUCAGUAACAAAACUCUGGAUUUUUAUUGUCCUAAGCCUGAGAUUAAAUUUUCCAAUCAUCGAACAAGAGAUAAGCUAGAAGAAACCAAGAAUUUGUCAAAGCAAGACUCAGAUAUCGAGCUUGAAAAUACUCGGAUGAGCUCAGAUGAAAGUGGGGUACCUGAAUUUGUCAAUGAUUCAGAUCUGGAUUCUGAAGUAGAUAAGAAAGCCAGUGAAUUUAUAGCUAAGUUCAAAGCUCAAAUCAGGCUUCAGAAAAUGGGAUCUAUUGAUAGAGCAAAAGAGCAAAAGACCAUCGGAAACAAGAUGAUUAGGUGAUUUGUAAACUAUUGUGAUCCAAUUAUUUCUAACCCGAUGAACAUGGAGUUCAUCAGAGAUCUUAAUAGUAGUAUGCAUCAUUCAGCUUCCUUCACUUUAGGAAAUUUUAUUUUCUUCUUAUGUUUCUGCAUAACUGCUGAAGUUGAAAUUCUGUUAUUUUUGUGGCAGCAGGUCUUCCAUUUAUUUAUUUUCACAUACAACAAAAUAUCUAUGGAUAUUGCUUCUGGUGCCACUGUAUCUUUCUCAUGUUAAACUUCACCAUUUGAAUUUUUGUGUUAGUUACUCAUUUUUGUGUG